AUGGAUCACCUUAAGGCACAUACGAAUUGCCCUCCCGCACCAUACGUUUCUCUCUCCCUCACCCACGUCUCCUACGACGCUUCAAGCCCGUACUCCCUCCCCCUCGCCUACCUAACCCUGACACCCCUCCUCCUCCUCAUUAUCUACUCCACCCUCUUCCUCUCUACCCGCCAAUUCUUAAUCCUGGUCGCCCUCGCCGGUCAGUUGGUAAAUGAAGCCAUCAACUAUGUGUUGAAGAAGUUGUUGAAGGAGGCACGACCGGUUCUACCGGGGCUGGAUGAGGCGGUUGGGAAGGGGUAUGGGAUGCCGAGUAGUCAUUCGCAGUUUAUGGGGUUUUGGGCAGGAGUUGUGGUUGUCGUGUUGUAUGGGAAGUUGGGACAUAGGUAUACGGCUCCGCAACGGAUCGCAUUGAGUGUUGCUGCGGUGACGCUCUCAACCCUGGUCUGCGUUUCGAGGGUUGUGCUUGGGUAUCAUUCGAUCAAGCAGGUUGUUGUUGGGAACUCGCUUGGGUAUGUGUUGGCGAGCGUGUGGUGGUUUGCUGUGCAGGAGUUGCAACGGUGGGGAGUUUCGGGGUGGGUGUUGCAACUAUGGCCAAUGAAGCUAAUGUAUGUGAAGGAUAUGUUUGGAGAAGGUCCUGGUUUAAAGGAGGAGUGGCAGAGGUGGAGGGCAAGUGGGGCAAAGAAGGGUCAGUAG
Molecule: messenger RNA, 693 nt
Organism: Saitoella complicata NRRL Y-17804
Lineage: Eukaryota; Fungi; Ascomycota; Saitoellomycetes; Saitoellales; Saitoellaceae
Product: PAP2-domain-containing protein
Exons: 2
Coding region: 1-693 (230 amino acids)
Molecular function (GO): sphingosine-1-phosphate phosphatase activity
Source: RefSeq, a predicted model, not a curated record